AUGGAGAACAAACGCAUUUGGAGUGAUGAAGAGACUAAUGCUUUUGUUGGCUUCAUGGAGGAGUUUGUGGUAGAUGGUCAGAGGGCCGACUGUGGGCAGUUCAAACCAGGAACAUGCGAGAAACUUGCUCUAAAGAUGCUGGAGGCCUUCCCCGGUUGUACCCUGACUGCGAAGCACUGCAAGAAUAAGCACAAGCGGUUGAAGGAGAAGUAUCAAUAUGCCGCUGACAUGCUUGGAUGCAGUGGGUUCGGGUGGAAUAAUGAGAAACAAUGUGUCGAGGUUGAUUCGAAAGACGUCCUUGAUGCAUGGUUGAAGGCACAUCCAACGAAGUUCUACAGUCCUGGCAAGCCAUUUCUUCUUUUCCACCGGCUAGAGGGUAUAUUUGGCAGGGAUAGAGCCACGGGAGCAGCAGCAGUUAGUGGCUUCGAUGCGGAGGAACAGGUUAACGAAGAGACGGAAGAGACUACAAUUGGAUUUGAUGACUCUGAGAUGUCUCCACAACCAGAAUUAGACGGAGGCCCAGCAAUGCAAGGACAAGCAUCACAUUCUGAAGCUGGUGCGAGUGCAGGAAGUACAAGGCGAUAUGGGAGGAAGAGAAAGCAAGCUGACGUUUUGGAGAGGAUGGCUGACCAUAUCCAGCAAUCUUCGGCUGACCAAAGGAAGAAUGCCCAACUAAUUGCUGAUGCCAUUGUUGGUGUGAAUGAGAAGUUUAAGGUUGGUGAGAAGCUCGCACAGCUUGGGUUCGGUGAUGACGAUGUGGUGAGGGCGAUUUUGAAGUUUGCUGAGAGUCCUAAUGUGUAUGCACAUUUCUGGGGUUUGACAGAUUCACAGAUGAUUGGCCUUCUGCGUUCCAUUAUAUGA
This is a messenger RNA of Arachis ipaensis, 861 nucleotides long. The record is from RefSeq and is a predicted model, not a curated record. Lineage: Eukaryota; Viridiplantae; Streptophyta; Magnoliopsida; Fabales; Fabaceae.